GAGCUUUCCUGAGUCACUGCUCACUUCUUCAGAUACAGGAUGAAUGAACUGAACUUGAGCCCUGUAGGGAUGGAGCAACUGGCAGCUUCCUCUGCGAGCAGUGCCCUGACUGUCUCGGGAAGCCACCUAGGUCUGGUGUCCUCCCCAACACACAAUGCCAUAUCAGCACCAGGAUUACCAGUUGCAAUUCCAAAUUUGGGGCCCUCUUUGCCAUCUGCAUUGUCUCUGAUGCUUCCAAUGGGCAUUGGGGACCGAGGAGUAAUGUGUGGUAUACCUGAGAGAAAUUAUACCCUACCUCCACCGCCUUACCCUCACCUUGAAAGCAGCUACUUCAGACACAUUCUACCUGGUAUUUUAUCUUACUUGGCUGACAGACCUCCACCUCAGUAUAUCCAUCCCAACAGUAUAAAUGUUGAUAGCAAUGCAGCUUUAUCCGUCUCCACCAACCCCUCUGGCUUGGAUCCCUACCAGUCCAGUGGAACUGUAGGUCUUGAAUCAGGCAUUGUCUCCAUGGAUUCCCGCUCGGUGAAUGCACAUAACACUCAGAGCUUGCAUCCCAGCGACAGCCAUGAGGUAGUUCUGGACACAACAAUCACCAUGGAAAGUGUCUCAAGGGUUACUAGUCCCAUCUCUACUGACAGGAUGGCUGAGGAACUUACAAUAGGUGAUGUAGCUGGGGAUCAUUCACAGAUUGCAACUGGCAACCGGAAUCAUGAGCCCUUAGCUGUGGACGCUGUUGGCAGCAGCUUAGCUGCAGAUGCUGUGGGGCACAACGGUGUCAUCCCCAUUCAUGGUAGCAGUUUGGAACUUCCUGUUGUUAUGGAGCCUGAUCAUAUUGCAGGCCGUGUCAGUGGAAUAUCUGACAGAACGCUCAGUGACUCUAUUCAUACCGUUGCCAUGAGCAGCAAUUCUGUGAGUGUUGCACUUUCUACCUCACACAACCUCACAUCCCUGGAAUCUGUCUCCUUACAUGAAGUGGGUCUGAGCUUGGAACCCGUGACAGUAUCCUCCAUAAGCCAGGACGUAGCCAUGGGUCAAGACCAUGUGGAUGUCUCUCCUGACAAUCUUGCCUUUGUACCAUCAUCACUGCAGAUAGAAGACUCAAAUUCAAACAAAGAAAACAUGGCUACCUUGUUUACCAUAUGGUGCACACUCUGUGACAAAGCAUACCCAUCAGAUUGCCCAGAUCAUGGGCCUGUGACCUUUGUUUCAGACACUCCAAUAGAGAGCCGAGCCAGGCUUUCUGUCCCGAAACAGCUUGUUAUCCGGCAGUCUAUCAUGGGAGCUGAAGCUGGUGUGUGGGCUCAGGAAACCCUUCCUGUGCGGACUUGCUUCGGACCACUCAUUGGGCAGCAGAGUCACUCCAUGGAGGUGGCUGAUUGGACAGAUAAAGCAGCAAAUCACAUUUGGAAGAUAUAUCACAACAGCGUUCUAGAGUUCUACAUCAUCACAACUGAUGAGAACGAAUGUAACUGGAUGAUGUUUGUGCGAAAAGCCAGGAACCGGGAAGAGCAGAAUCUGGUGGCUUACCCCCAUGACGGAAAAAUUUACUUCUGCACCUCACGUGAUAUCCCUCCAGACCAUGAGCUCCUUUUUUACUACAGUCGAGAUUACGCCCGACAGAUUGGUGUUCCUGAGCACCCUGAUGUACACACUUGCCACUGUGGAAAAGAAUGCGCUUCCUACGCUGAGUUCAAGGCUCACCUGACCAGUCAUAUCCACAGCCACCUGGCCAGUCAGGGACAUACCAGCGGCCAGGGACCAGGCCACAGCAAGGAAAGGAAGUGGAAAUGCUCCAUGUGUCCUCAAGCUUUCAUUUCUCCUUCUAAGCUUCAUGUCCACUUCAUGGGGCACAUGGGCAUGAAGCCACACAAGUGCGAUUUCUGUAGCAAAGCAUUCAGUGACCCCAGUAAUCUCCGAACUCACCUUAAAAUACAUACAGGUCAGAAGAAUUAUCGCUGUGCUCUUUGUGAAAAGUCAUUUACUCAGAAGGCCCACUUGGAGUCACACAUGGUUAUUCACACUGGGGAGAAAAAUCUGAAGUGUGAUUACUGUGAUAAACUGUUCAUGCGACGGCAGGAUCUCAAGCAGCAUGUGCUCACCCAUACACAAGAACGUCAGAUCAAGUGUCCCCAGUGUGAAAAGCUGUUCUUAAGGACAAACCACCUGAAAAAACACUUGAACUCUCAUGAAGGAAAGCGGGACUAUGUCUGUGAAAAAUGUUCCAAGGCUUAUUUGACAAAAUAUCACCUAACUCGCCACCUAAAAAUCUGCAAAGGACCCACUUCCAGUCUCUCAGCCCAGGAAGAGGAUGAUUCGGAGGAGGAAGAAUUGAUGAUAAACUCUGUGAGGAGUGAGAACUGUAGGCUCAACAGCAGUGUGUUUGUGACAAAUGAUGCACUCCCUUGUCAUGAGUAAGAAAUGGAGGCCAU
This is a messenger RNA of Gekko japonicus, 2432 nucleotides long. It is a transcript of the gene PRDM4, whose product is annotated as PR domain containing 4. The transcript is spliced from 11 exons. The record is from RefSeq and is a predicted model, not a curated record. Lineage: Eukaryota; Metazoa; Chordata; Lepidosauria; Squamata; Gekkonidae. The coding region runs from base 40 to 2418 and encodes 792 amino acids. Gene Ontology annotation, cellular component: cytoplasm; nucleus. Gene Ontology annotation, molecular function: histone methyltransferase binding; histone deacetylase binding; DNA-binding transcription factor activity, RNA polymerase II-specific. Gene Ontology annotation, biological process: regulation of transcription by RNA polymerase II; transcription by RNA polymerase II; cell fate commitment.